CAUUUGGACAAAAUAGUUUAGUUCAGUUUACGUAUCUCUGAUUGUAAAAAUGACCUGGCGUUUGAUAUUUAUGUUGUUGGUAUUGGUAAUACCAAACGUGUUGUGCGGGCAAUGUAAAUCCAGUACACAUGGAAAAGAAUUUGUGUUUGGGAUUUUAGACAUGGUUGAUGAGUCUUUCCAUGGUAGCAGCAGCAUAGUAGCCAUAGAUAUUACGAAUGUCUCACCAGUAGAUACAAGAGUACAUUUGCAAAUACCAUACUUCAAUAAUAACACGUAUUUCAACAUUUUGCGCGGUCAAAAGAAAACAAUAGAAAUAGAUCCUCGAAUACAGAAAGACAGGACUUUUGUUGACAAACGUGCUAUCAAAAUUUUAUCCGAUAAUGAAAUAAGUGUGAUAGUGACUAAUGCAUUCAACCCAGGUGCUGUCAUUGAGACAUACAGUAUUUUGCCAGUUAAGGCGCUCGGAAAUAGGUAUAUUAUAUCGAGCUUCGCGAGUGGUUAUUCAUACAGGAACAGAGGUAGCGUUCUUCUAGUUUCUGGAGUGUACGACAACACACAUGUUACGCUCUACAACCAUACAAGCACAAUAUACGCAACUACAGUCAAUUCAAGUGACGUAUUUCAAUAUCUAUGCCCUAACACCUGUGACAUGACCGGGCUAAAAGUAAUUUCUGAUAAAAAUGUGUUUGUGGUAAGUGGAUCAACAUUUGUAUAUUAUUCCCCCGGUUAUGACUGUUUAGGUGCUGCUAUGAUUCCAACAUCAGCCUGGUCAAACAAAUAUAUUGUACCUCCAGUUCUUCCAGGAGGACCUUUCGUGAUCCGAUUGUUGUCAGAGCAUUCUCUGUUAAAUGCAACUAUCGCGAAUUCCAGUAAAACGAUCUUCACAAACGCCUCACACACAGCGAAUUAUUUUCAAAACGAACCUGUUGUUAUCGUCGCCGAUCAGUCGUUUACAGUAACACAGUAUGGCAUGAGUAAAUCCGGUAGCAGCUUUUAUGUUGAUGAAGCAUUCAUGGCAGUUGUGCCAGGCAUUGACCAGUACCUACCCGCUUACAUCUUUACAGUACCAAAGGGGUAUUACAAUGUGACGUAUUACGUUGCUGUCAUUGUGCCAAAAACACACAAAGAUGGUGUGUUAUUCGAUGGUAUUCCAAGACAAUCAUACAGAUAUUCGAUUACGUACCUGAAUGUUCCUGCGCCUCUAGAUGAUUAUGUCAUCCUAACAUUUCAAGUUGACUCCGGUUUCCACCAUUUUCAGCAAACAUUUCCUACAGGGAAUUUUGGUUUGUUUGUGUACGGAUUAGGUAUUUAUCGCGGGACUAGACUAGGCAACGGAUUCUACGCUGGAUUUAAUUUGAAAGGUGAAUGUUUGACUCCCGCCUCUACCACGAAGACGUCGCUUGAAACAACAACGGUAUCAACAAAUACGUCUAGCUCUACAGGUAGUGGUCAGUUGUGCUUCGUUUGUGCGGACCUCAGUCACAUUGACCUUUGUGAUAGAGUCGAGCGGUGUAAUCAAAACGAGGUAUGCUACCUAGAAAGAUAUGUGAAAUCGGGGCAUACAAAAUAUAGAUCAGGAUGCAUGGAUACUCGAACCUGCCAAACAAACGAAGAUAAAUAUUCCCAGUCUGAUGACAUUUGUUUUGAAUGUUGCCAUUCAAACUACUGUAACAACAAAGGAUGUGGAGAAGAUAUACCUGACAGAGAUAGUCGUGGGCCUAUAUGUUUCGACUGUGAACACGUAUCUUCGCCUGAGGAGUGUUUCGAAGUUUUCCCAUGCAAUUCUGAUCAGGUUUGCAGAAUAGAGGAGUACAAAUGGUUUGGACAUUCAAAUUUCAGGAUGGGCUGUGGACAUGGAGUGUGUGACCCUGUAACAGAAACAAGAAGGCUCGGGCUAAAGCGAGCAACACCUGUAUGUCAGUCUUGCUGUACGGACGAUUUCUGUAACAGAAAUUGUACAGCUGCCCUGGCAGGUCAAGGUGGAUCCGUCAUUGUAGGAUGAGAGGCAGAGUGUUACGGAUGGUAAAAGUUAUGAGUAUUCAUCUGAACGAGCCUCAAGCUUUGUUGUGUAUCGUUUGAAUAUCAUCUUGUUACUUUUACCCACUGUACAUAAACCUAUGGCAAAGACUUGAA
Mercenaria mercenaria is the source of this 2133-nucleotide messenger RNA. RefSeq lists its product as uncharacterized. Lineage: Eukaryota; Metazoa; Mollusca; Bivalvia; Venerida; Veneridae. Bases 50 to 2002 code for a protein of 650 amino acids. The transcript has 11 exons. The record is from RefSeq and is a predicted model, not a curated record.